AUGGAGCAAGCAGAUCAUGCUAAAUCUGUCCUCGAGUCUCCUCUAAUUCCAAAUUCUGAAGAGAGUUUUGAUCAUGGUGCAACUCUGUCCAAGAAAUUAAUAUGUGACAAAACAGAGAUAAUGGAGGAGUUGAAAAUGCAAAUGCAUUUGGCAGGACCUCUGGUUGCGGUUAGUUUCUUACAAUAUAGCUUACAGAUGAUUUCUGUCAUGUAUGUUGGCCAUCUUGUUGAGCUAUCUCUCGCGAGUGCUUCCAUGGCUACUUCUUUUGCCGGAGUCACUGGUUUCAGUUUCAUGCUGGGAAUGGGAAGUGCACUGGAGACACUCUGUGGACAAGCAUAUGGAGCAAAACAGAAUCCCACUGGUGUAUACAUGCAGAGAGCUAUGCUUGUUCUUACAUUUGCAAUUCUUCCUAUAGCAAUUCUGUGGGCCUUUACAGAGCAAAUUUUCACAACCCUUAAACAAGACCCCCAAAUUUCAUUGGAGUCAGGGAUAUAUGCUCGCUGGUUGAUCCCUAGCAUUCUUCCUUUCAGCCUUCUUCAGUGUCAAUUAAGAUUCUUGCAAACCCAGAAUAAUGUAUUCCCAUUGAUGAUAAGUACCGGAGUCACAAGUUUGGUUCAUGUCCUUACUUGUUGGACUUUCCUUUUCGGAUUUGGAUUUGGGAGCAAAGGAGCCGCCCUGUCUUGUGCCAUCUCUUAUUGGGUCAAUGUGUUUAUCUUGGCUAUCUAUAUCAAGUUUUCUCCAACGUGUCGGAAAACUUGGACGGGUUUCUCCAAAGAGGCCCUGGAAAAUCUCCACAGCUUUCUUGGAUUAGGCAUACCUUCAGCUCUUAUGGUCUGCUUGGAAUACUGGUCAUAUGAGUUUUUGGUUCUCAUGUCGGGCCUUCUUCCCAAUCCCAAGCUAGAAACAUCAAUGAUGUCGAUCAGUCUAAACACAAGUUCAGUGGUCUUCAGGAUCCCCUAUGGUUUGGGAAGUGCUAUAAGCACAAGAGUUUCAAAUGAAUUAGGGGCAGAGAGACCUUAUACUGCGCGUCUUGCAGUGCUGAUUGCCAUAAUUUUGGCUGUCAUGGAGAAUCUUUUUCUAAGCUCAAUUGCAGUUGCUGCAAGGGACAUACGGGGCUGUAUGUACACCAAUGAAGUGGAGGUAACAACAUAUCUGGCAUCCAUAAUGUUAGUGCUGUCUAUAUCAAACUUCAUGGAUGGAAUGCAGGCUGUAUUUUCAGGGAUUGCUAGAGGAUGUGGUUGGCAGAAGAUUUGUGUGUAUGUAAAUCUAGCAGCAUAUUACCUUGUUGGCCUUCCUUCGGCUAUAAGCCUAACAUUUUUCUUCCAAUUUGGAGGAAAGGGACUUUGGAUGGGAAUCAUAUGUGGGAGUGGCCUACAAGCACUUUUGCUUUUAAUCAUUACAAUGCGCACAAAUUGGAAGGAAGAAGCGAAGAAGGCCAAGAAAAGAGUGUUUGCCUCCACAAUUCCAACGGAUACGGCAUCAUGAAGGCAUUAAGCUGUUUAAUCUCUACUUUUAGCACUCGAAUUUCAUAANAAUAUGCA
Molecule: messenger RNA, 1541 nt
Organism: Pistacia vera
Lineage: Eukaryota; Viridiplantae; Streptophyta; Magnoliopsida; Sapindales; Anacardiaceae
Product: protein DETOXIFICATION 16-like
Biological process (GO): xenobiotic detoxification by transmembrane export across the plasma membrane
Cellular component (GO): membrane
Molecular function (GO): xenobiotic transmembrane transporter activity; antiporter activity
Source: RefSeq, a predicted model, not a curated record